Messenger RNA from Durio zibethinus, 558 nucleotides. Lineage: Eukaryota; Viridiplantae; Streptophyta; Magnoliopsida; Malvales; Malvaceae. The record is from RefSeq and is a predicted model, not a curated record.
AUGGGGAGACAAUCGACGGCUCGAAAGUGUUCCAUUUGCCGACGCCAAGGCCACUAUUCGACUACCUGUCCACUCAAACCUGCAAAAGAUAAUCGUUGUAUGCUCUUUGGUUCGAAUUUACUUCAAAGAAAACAAGGGAAGCCUUGGACGGAGGAGGAGCACAGGGCAUUUUUGAAAGGUUUGGAAGUGUACGGACAGAGUAAAUGGAAACACAUUUCAGAGAAUUUAGUGAAAACUAGAACUCCAAGUCAGAUUGCGAGUCAUGCACAGAAAUAUAAUCUGUGGUUGAAAGCAAUUGCAAAUGAUCCUGAGAAGCAAUCCAAAUAUAGCAUCUUUCAAAUUCAAUCUCAGACUCCAAUUUCUCAAGUUUCCUCCUUCACAGCAAGCGGCGGUGCAAGUGAAACUACACCACCGGUAUCAGCUCCUAACAAUUGGCAGAAUUUUUCAGAAACUAAUUAUAUGGUGCCAAUGUCAAAUCCGACAUUUGCUCAUAAGAUGUAUUUUGAAAGGCAGUAUCAGUACUUACCCUUCAGCUUGCGUCAGCAUAUAUAUUUCUAA